This is a messenger RNA of Schistosoma curassoni, 4281 nucleotides long. NCBI's taxonomy places the organism in Eukaryota, Metazoa, Platyhelminthes, Trematoda, Strigeidida, Schistosomatidae. The record is from the annotation of a GenBank genome assembly.
CGUUCUCUGAUUGGUUCGUCCAUAGCUUAAGUGGAUGAAGACGGACAACCAUGAGACCACAAACUGAUUGUUAUAUCCUAGUGAAGAUUAAAUUACGAGUGACUUGUGAGACCUAUUAACGAAAUAAUAUUAUCUAUAUAUUCUUAUGGUAUAACUAUUCAGUAAUUAGAUUAUGUAUAUCUAUAUUCCCUUUAUUAUAAGCUUCAUUUUAACCUAUAGAUUAUUAUGAUACGAUUUACCGUUCUUGAGUCAUACCCAGUCAAUUCAUUACUAUCUCCCACAUUCACAGCCACUUUUUGGUUUUAUUGUGUAUAAAUGUUAUUUCCUAUUUUAUGAUGCGUUGCGGUCUGUUUGGUUGAUGUAUAAACCCAGUAUGUCUGAAAUAAAUGAUUCGCAUAGUGGAGGCUGUUAUUGGCAUUCUAGACAGCUGGACAGGCUACGCGAGCAAAGGGCCAAUAUGACAUAGGCUGAUCAGACCGGACGAACGUCAUUGGUUUAGAACAGUACGAGAGCGAAUAAGUCGUAUUUUGAUUGGCGAGUAGAUUACGUGAUAACUAGCGGGCCAUAAAGUCACAACACUGAUCCUUAUUUUUUUGCUUUUACUUUUCCUUAACAAACUGGUGAAGUUGUAAGUUAAGUAUAGCUAAUCAGUAUGUAAAUUAUUGUACGUAUUAAAUAUUUUGUAAAUUAAUCCAAGCUUAACUUCAUUAGAAACUGUGAAUUGAGUUUGGUCAACUAAUAUUUGACUAUUUCCUACAAGGUUAUUCUUAUACUUCAAUAGAGAUACUAAGAGAUGAGUGGACUCAUUCACUUUCAAAAAGAAGAAAUCACUUUACUUUCUGUUCAUUUUUAGUUAUUGGUUUCAAGGCAUUUGUCAACAAGUAGACGAUAAGCACUUUGAGGAAAGAGACAACUUAAAACAUACAUCCUACACAAUACAAGCUGCUAAGUAACUUGAAACCAAUUUCUUUUUAUGCAGAACAGGAGACAGAUACCAUAUGGUGUCCUCGAUGUAGAGCUACUUAGACUAAUGAACAAACUAAAACUUAGUCAAUAGAAUUCGAUCAGCACUAAAGGAAUUGUUGGAAAGGAUGCAUUAUUGCCUCCUUACAUACCUGUUCAUUCUAUCCUUUCGAAUCAUAUUUUCAAUGCGUAGUCGUUCUUAUUAUCAUUAACCUUACGUUAAAUAGAUGAUUUUGGCAUUCAUCGUAUCAAUUUCAUCUCAUCGCGCUGUUGCAGUAUAACAACUUCGUUCACAUUUGUACUAAUCUGUACUUUGGUCAUGACUGAUUGUACUGGAAAGAAAAUCCAGAUUAUUUAAGUCUACUGAACAUAAAAAAUCAGUGAUAACUUGAAGAAUCGAAUCAUUGAUGUUUUACAGUCAUGAUUUAUAUCUUUGUUAUCUGGACCACGUUAGUCAUCAUAUGUGUAUAAAUUUUAGAUCUUUUACUGAUAAACAUUAAUUUAUUUAAUAGGAAUGUAAACUUAAAACGGAAGAUAAAGAAGUGUUACUUAGAAGCAAUGAAGAAUUACAAACUUGGACACAAAAUGAGAAUGAUCAUAUUGAUUGUGUUACAAAUGAAUCAAAUACUGAACAAUUGGAAAAUGUUUUUGAAAUAGAUAUUCAAGUUAUUCCAAAUGGUGACAAUUCAAAACCCAUAAAUAACUCGUCUGAAUUCCAGUCAAAAUCCACAGACGUUAUUCCAACUAUUGACAAAGGAAGUUCAUCAAAUAAUAUUGAAGAACUGGAUAAAGAAAAUACAGAAAAGGUUACCUUAAAAGAUUUAAUUCAAUAUCUUCAAGAUACAAAUCAUUGGCCAAAUGAAUUUUAUAUUUAUCGUCUUUUAAAUAAAUCUAAUCCUAUUAAUAAUCAAUUAAAUAAAGAUAACUUGGAUAAUAAAACUACACAAUUAAACAUGUAUCCAAGUAAUCCAUUCAAUAAUGUACAAAAAAAUCAAUCAACACGUUCUAAUUUUUUUCGUAAAAAAUCAUCUAUCAAUUGUGAAUUAUUAUAUCCGGAAGAUUUUCUUAAAUUAGAUACUGAUAAAAUAUCAUUCAAUUCUAUAUGGAUUGUAUGGUCUGAUAAAUGUAUGUUAGCUGAAACAGCUGCUUUAAUAUUAUUGAAACAUUUAUCACAGACUGAAAAAAAUAUUCGGUUAGAAAAAGAUGCUUUACAUCCAGCAUAUAAUAUUAUACUUCAACAACAUAAACGCGAUCGUGGCUCAGAAUUCCCAUUGAUGAAUUCAUCUUUUAAUGAAACAACUGAUGAUUAUGAGACAGAAAUACAAACUAAUCAAUCGAAUACAAUCAACACUAGUAGUACUAGUGGUUGGUUAUGGUGGAGAAAACGAAAACAAACUAAUCCAAGUGAUAUUAGUUCAGAUUCUGGUUCACAAGAUUUAACUUAUCAAGAUUUAUCACAUCAGCAUUCUUCUGUACAAUCAAUGCUAGCUCCAAUUGAUCUUGGUAUAUCAAGUCCAGUUUUAAUGCAAGAAGAAUUUGAUCAAGAGAAUUAUGAACGUCCUUACAAUCUGCCUAAAAGUGAAUUGUUAAGUGUACCAACUACUGCUAAAAUUCCUUUACAUUCUUCAGCAAUCGAUGUAAGAUGUAGUAAAACACCAGAUCCUUCACAGACAUCAUCUCCUGAAGAGGCAGGAUAUUUCUCGGAUGAUAAUCAAAGUAAUAAUGCUUAUCAUAAAAAAACAACUGCUAAUAUUGAGUCGAGGAGUUCAAUUCAACAAGCAAAUCGUUUAACAUCUCAACAGCUUAAAAGCCUUAAUUUACACAAAGGUGCAAAUGAAGCGGUUUUUUCUGUUGUCAGUAAAUAUCAAGGUACUUGUCAAUGUGCUUGUUUUAUAUAUCUAUGGGAUUGGUCUGAUAAAAUUGUAAUAUCAGAUAUUGAUGGAACAAUAACAAAAUCAGAUUGGUUAGGACAAUUGAUGCCAUUGGUUGGAAUGGAUUGGACUCAUCAUAAUAUAGCUCAAUUAUACAAUAAAAUUGCUAAUAAUGGAUAUAAAUUUAUUUAUUUAUCUUCUCGUCCUAUUGGUCAAGCUAGAGCAACAAGGAAAUUUCUUUAUACCGUUCAACAAGAUAAUUAUCGUCUACCAGAUGGUCCAAUACUUUUAUCACCAUUUUCUGUUCUGGAAGCAUUCCGCAAAGAAGUAAUUGCAAAACGAGCAGAUGAAUAUAAAAUUGAAUGUCUUCGUGAAGUAUGCAAUUUAUUUAUUGGUGAUAAACUUAAUCAUCAAAAUGAAGAUGAAGAAGAUAGUAUUCCAUUUAUAGCUGGAUUUGGAAAUCGACCAACAGAUAUAGCAACUUAUAAAGCAAUUGGUUUACAUGAUCAUCAAAUAUAUACAGUUGAUUAUUUAGGUAAUGUAAUAUGUGGUGAUCCAGGAGAAAAUGAAAAAGAUAAGAAAUUAAAGAAAAAGAAUAAAACUUCUCAUGUUAAUUCUAAUCAACAAUUAAAUAAUGAGAAUAAAUCUACUUCUAGUGUUACAACUACUUCAGAAACAAUUAUCACAUCAUCAACAAUAUCUUCUGAUAGUUUAAUUAAUACUACUGCUACUACUACUACUACUACUACUACUACUACUACUACUACUACUAAUAAUAAUAAUAAUAAUAAUAAUAAUAAUACAGGACUAACUACUACAACAGUAUACGCUAAUAGUGUAUUAGCUAAACUUAAUUUAAAUUCAUUAUUACAAAUGGUUGAUGUAUACUUUCCACAAAUGAAUGAUCGACUUAUGUAUGCUACAAAUUAUUCAGAUUAUACAUAUUGGAGAAUGUAAAGAAGAAUUAAUCAGACAAUUUUUGGAUUGUUUAUUUUGUUAUCAAUAUUACUAUUAUUAUUAUUGUCUCCUACGAUGAUUGCAAAUCUGAAGCGUUUCCACUUUGAUCCAAAUUUAAAAGCAUUUAUCAUGUAGAUAUUUCUGUCGACAACAACAAUAAUGAUUAUUGUUAUUAUUAUGUCAUUAAUCAUUGGCACUUCCCUCCUCUCUCCCUCCCCCCUUCCCUGAUUUAUCCAUUUUAUAAGACAUUGUGAACGGAUUCCAUCGACUACUCAUCUCAAUCAAUAUUAGUUGAUGUAUGUGCAAUUUCUUUAAAGACUAGGUUUUCUUUUCUUUUUUUAAAAAAUAAAAAGAAAACAGGAAAUUUUUAUACAAAAAACUUUUUGUUCAAGAAGAGUAUUAUUACUAUUAGUAGUAGUAGUAAUGUUAUUUUGAGUCUUGAAAUUAUAAUAUGAUUAUUGUGUGUUAUGAAUAAAUGUUUGACAUAUUC